Cynocephalus volans (Philippine flying lemur) is the source of this 2622-nucleotide messenger RNA. RefSeq names its product tripartite motif containing 71 (gene TRIM71). The record is from RefSeq and is a predicted model, not a curated record. Bases 1 to 2622 code for a protein of 873 amino acids. The transcript has 4 exons. NCBI's taxonomy places the organism in Eukaryota, Metazoa, Chordata, Mammalia, Dermoptera, Cynocephalidae. Gene Ontology annotation, molecular function: ubiquitin protein ligase activity; zinc ion binding; protein binding. Gene Ontology annotation, biological process: negative regulation of translation; protein polyubiquitination; proteasome-mediated ubiquitin-dependent protein catabolic process.
AUGGCUUCGUUCCCCGAGACCGACUUCCAGAUCUGCCUGCUGUGCAAGGAGAUGUGCGGCUCGCCGGCGCCGCUCUCCUCCAACUCGUCAGCGUCGUCGUCCUCGUCGCAGACGUCCACGUCGUCGGGGGGCGGCGGCGGGGGCCCCGGGGCGGCGGCGCGCCGCCUGCACGUCCUGCCCUGCCUGCACGCCUUCUGCCGCCCCUGCCUCGAGGCGCACCGGCUGCCGGCGGCGGGAGGUAGCGCGCCCGGGGAGCCGCUCAAGCUGCGCUGCCCCGUGUGUGACCAGAAAGUAGUACUAGCCGAGGCGGCGGGCAUGGACGCACUGCCUUCGUCCGCCUUUCUGCUCAGCAACCUGCUUGACGCCGUGGUGGCCACAGCCGACGAGCCACCGCCCAAGAACGGGCGCGCCGGCGCCCCGGCCGGCGCGGGCGGCCACAGCAACCACCGGCACCACGCUCACCAUGGGCACCCGCGCGCGUCCGCCUCCGCGCCGCCGCUCCCCCAGGCACCGCCGCCUCCUGCGCCUUCCCGCUCUGCUCCCGGCGGCCCGGCCGCCUCUCCAUCGGCGCUGCUGCUGCGCCGGCCUCACGGCUGCAGCUCGUGCGAUGAGGGCAACGCGGCCUCCUCGCGCUGCCUCGACUGCCAGGAGCACCUGUGCGACAACUGCGUCCGCGCGCACCAGCGCGUGCGCCUCACCAAGGACCACUACAUCGAGCGCGGUCCGCCGGGUCCAGCCGCGGCGGCGGCGGCGGCCGCGGCGGCGGCUCAGCAGCUCGGGCUUGGGCCGCCCUUCCCUGGCUCUCCCUUCUCCAUCCUCUCCGUGUUUCCCGAGCGCCUCGGCUUCUGCCAGCACCACGAAGAUGAGGUGCUGCACCUGUACUGCGACACUUGCUCUGUGCCCAUCUGUCGGGAGUGCACGAUGGGCCGGCAUGGGGGCCACAGCUUCAUCUACCUCCAGGAGGCGCUGCAGGACUCCAGGGCACUCACCAUCCAGCUGCUGUCUGACGCCCAGCAGGGCCGCCAGGCAAUCCAGCUGAGCAUCGAGCAGGCCCAGACAGUGGCAGAACAGGUGGAGAUGAAGGCAAAAGUUGUACAGUCGGAGGUCAAGGCUGUGACUGCAAGGCAUAAGAAGGCCCUGGAGGAGCGAGAGUGUGAGCUGCUGUGGAAGGUGGAGAAGAUCCGCCAGGUAAAAGCCAAGUCCCUAUAUCUGCAGGUGGAGAAGCUGCGGCAAAACCUCAACAAGCUCGAGAGCACCAUCAGUGCCGUCCAGCAGGUCCUGGAGGAAGGUAGGGCACUGGACGUCCUGCUGGCCCGAGACCGGAUGCUGGCCCAGGUGCAGGAGCUGAAGACCGUGCGAAGCCUCCUGCAGCCCCAGGAGGAUGAUCGGAUCAUGUUCACACCCCCUGACCAGGCACUGUACCUUGCCAUCAAGUCCUUAGGCUUCGUUAGCAGCGGGGCCUUUGCCCCACUCACCAAGGCCACAGGUGAUGGCCUCAAGUGGGCCCUCCAGGGUAAGGUGGCCUCCUUCACUGUCAUUGGGUAUGACCACGAUGGUGAGCCCCGUCUCUCGGGAGGUGACCUAAUGUCAGCUGUGGUCCUGGGCCCUGAUGGUAACCUGUUUGGUGCAGAGGUGAGCGAUCAGCAGAACGGGACUUACAUGGUGAGCUACCGGCCCCAGCUGGAGGGCGAGCACCUGGUGUCAGUGACCAUGUGCAACCAGCACAUUGAGAACAGCCCCUUCAAGGUGGUGGUGAAGUCAGGCCGCAGUUACGUGGGCAUCGGGCUCCCGGGCCUGAGCUUCGGCAGUGAGGGUGACAGCGAUGGCAAGCUCUGCCGCCCUUGGGGUGUGAGUGUAGACAAGGAGGGCUACAUCGUUGUCGCUGACCGCAGUAACAACCGCAUCCAGGUGUUCAAGCCCUGUGGCACCUUCCACCACAAAUUUGGCACCCUAGGCUCCAGGCCCGGGCAGUUUGACCGACCAGCUGGCGUGGCCUGUGACACGUCACGCAGGAUCGUGGUGGCUGACAAGGACAAUCAUCGCAUCCAGAUCUUCACCUUCGAGGGCCAGUUCCUCCUCAAAUUUGGUGAGAAAGGAACCAAGAAUGGGCAGUUCAACUACCCUUGGGAUGUGGCAGUGAAUUCUGAGGGCAAAAUCCUGGUCUCAGACACACGGAACCACCGGAUCCAGCUCUUUGGGCCUGAUGGGAUCUUCCUGAAUAAGUAUGGCUUCGAGGGGGCUCUCUGGAAGCACUUUGACUCUCCACGGGGUGUGGCCUUCAACCACGAGGGCCAUCUGGUGGUCACCGACUUCAACAACCACCGGCUCCUGGUCAUUCACCCCGACUGUCAAUCAGCACGCUUCCUGGGCUCUGAGGGCACCGGCAACGGGCAGUUCCUGCGCCCCCAAGGAGUGGCCGUGGACCAGGAAGGGCGCAUCAUUGUGGCCGAUUCCAGGAACCACCGGGUACAGAUGUUUGAGUCCAAUGGCAGCUUCCUGUGCAAGUUUGGUGCUCAAGGCAGUGGCUUUGGGCAGAUGGACCGCCCCUCCGGCAUCGCUGUCACCCCUGAUGGAAUGAUCGUCGUGGUGGACUUUGGCAACAAUCGAAUCCUCAUCUUCUAA